AUGGGCGGUCUCGGAGCCGCCGGCGGUCCCAACAUGGCCGGCAUGAGCGAGCAAGAGCAAGCCAUGGUGAAGAUGAUGUACGGCGCCAUGGAAUCCUGUCCCAUGAAGACCGUCAUCUCCGGUACCAUGGGUUUCGGACUGGGUGGUGUCUUUGGUCUCUUCAUGGCCAGUAUGUCCUACGACUCCACAUUCACCCCCCAAGGCAAAGCCAUCGCCGACCUCCCCUGGCGGGAACAAGUGCGUCGCGGCUUCAAAGACAUGGGCCAGCGGUCCUGGUCCAGCGCCAAGAACUUCGGUAUCGUGGGUGCGUUGUACUCGGGCACAGAAUGCUGCAUUGAGGGACUGCGCGCCAAGAACGAUCUCACGAAUAGUGUUGCGGCGGGUUGCAUUACGGGUGGCAUUUUGGGUGCGAAGGCUGGGCCGCAGGCUGCUGCCGCCGGGUGUGCGGGUUUCGCGGCGUUUAGUGCCGCGAUUGAUGCGUAUAUGAGGAUGCCGGAGAAGGAUGAUUAG
Molecule: messenger RNA, 510 nt
Organism: Aspergillus ibericus CBS 121593
Lineage: Eukaryota; Fungi; Ascomycota; Eurotiomycetes; Eurotiales; Aspergillaceae
Product: translocation channel protein TIM22
Exons: 3
Coding region: 1-510 (169 amino acids)
Biological process (GO): protein insertion into mitochondrial inner membrane
Cellular component (GO): TIM22 mitochondrial import inner membrane insertion complex
Molecular function (GO): transmembrane protein transporter activity
Source: RefSeq, a predicted model, not a curated record